GGAAGCAGCAGGUUUUCUGGUUUUCUGCUCCUGUUGCUGUUUUCUGACUCAGUACUGCCAUCGCUUGGAGGACAGAGCUCAAAAUGGCGCUGACCACUUUGUUUGUUGUGUGCGUGAGCGUCCUGCUCGGUUCCUCCCUCGGCUGCUCCCGGUGUUUCGUCAACCGUGAUGAUUUCCCCAUGAUGUGCCAGAAACACCGCCACGACGUCGGCCUGUGUGAGCGGAGAGUGGACCAGUUCUUCACUCACAACCAGAGGGUGAUUGAGGCUGGAAAAGUGGGGUGGGGCUACCACAGACGUCUGGGGGACAUCCUCAGACGAGAGAUUCUGCCCAUUGCGACGGACUUUAAGGACAACUUCCGAGGAGUGGCAGAGUUGGACAGAAGGCUGCAGACAGCAGCCGAAAACUUCAUCACAGCUGCUUCCAAACUGCCUAGAAAAACCGGAUGCGUCCCUCCUUGUGGUUACCAGAACCCAACGGCUGAGUACAGCUGUGCUCGCUGCCGGUACCAGUCCUGUGGGUUCCCUCUGGACUGUCCAGUCGAAAGUCUGCAAGUGAUGAAGAACCACAUGGCCGAGCUGUGGUGUGACGCCCCGUUCUCUAUACGCGGUGAGGUGGUGAGGAUCUGGAGUUUUGCAGCAAAGGUAAACACCACCAAUCUGGCGUCUUUUGAGGAGGUAACGGCGGGGGAGGACAGACUUUUUCAUUUCCCGUCUGUCGGACAGGAGCAUGAGGGGACGUACCGCUGCCAGGUCGUCGGAGAGGACGGGCCAGUUGUCAGCCUCUACUUUUACCUCACAGUGACCCCGUCCUCUCGUGAAGCGUACUUGCAAGAAGCCCGGGAAUUACAGGAGCUGUAUGAACAGAUUGUGCUGACAGGGGGCGAUGUGACAACCACCGGCUCCUCUGACCUGCCGCCGUCUCCUCUGCUGGUCACUGCGUGUCUGUCUGCAUUGUUCUUCCUGUUCCUCCUUUCCCUGUGGGCUCUCUACCUCACAGUCCGUCCACCUCAGGCCAGAAUUAAAUAUUAUUGUGUUCUGCGUCUUGCAGAACACGAUCCUGUUUGAUCCUGACCCAUGAAGCCUGUGUCUGACUCCUCCCACCACCAGAGGGCAGGACUGCAUUACUGGUAUUACACUGUGGCGUCCCUCAUGUUGAAGCAGCUGACUGGCACCCAGACUCACCCCGUGGUGCAGCUAUAGUGCUUACAGAAGUGUGCGCGCCCUUACCACAGCUCCACGUACGCUGCUGUUCUCAUUGGCCAAAUUGGGCUCCUCUGGUGACUGUGGACCAUCCCUUGUGGGACAGUGUCAGCACCUUUUCUGCAUGCAGCCAUCUGCAGAGAUGAAGACCAAGAACGUCCUGAAGAGUCGCUGCACAGAUGGUUUCGGCGUGAGACGGGGGGAUUACAUUUGUAUGUGUAUACUGCAAGAUGCAUCCAAAAUACAAGCGGAGGACAGACUAAAAUCCUCCACAAUAACAGAGAACUGAUCAAAAUGUUUGAUGUUGGAGAGUUAAAGUGUUUGCUUCACAACCUUGCAU
Thalassophryne amazonica is the source of this 1542-nucleotide messenger RNA. Its product is annotated as sperm acrosome membrane-associated protein 6-like. The coding region runs from base 84 to 1067 and encodes 327 amino acids. Gene Ontology annotation, biological process: fusion of sperm to egg plasma membrane involved in single fertilization. Lineage: Eukaryota; Metazoa; Chordata; Actinopteri; Batrachoidiformes; Batrachoididae. The record is from RefSeq and is a predicted model, not a curated record. The transcript is spliced from 11 exons.